CGCCAGCGUCGCUUUAUCGGCAGGGUUCAGAAUUACCAUAUUAUUCCCUUCAGGUAUUGCUAUUAUUAAAAGUGAGAAUUCAGAACGGAUGUCUCACUCAUAAAACGGCACGCUUCCAUGCACUAUUUGUUUUUGUGGCGGUGGGAUAUGUUUUUUCCCUCUCUGGGUAAAUGUGUCGGAUUUAUGUUGUUUUUUCCUCCGUGGGAAGCCAUGUAAUGGUGGCAGUUUGAGAAUUGAGAUCUCCACCCUGUGGAGAGAUAAGUCCCGCCGAUAAAGCGCGCAUCUUUACCGACCACUGUUGCAUAUUUAACGUACAUUUAAGGUGGAGACUGUCAGUAGUAAUUUUUUCACGGAACUAUACUGACAGUCUAGCGACGACGAUGAUAAUUCGUUAGGAGUUUUUUGGGGGGGAGGAGGGGGGAGUAGCUGUGGUGGCUAGUGGGCGACGUUAUUCGGGAAAGGCUCGCCUGUGUGUGCUUCGGGCAGAGAUGGAGAGGGUUCGUUCCUCUCUCUGGACCUGAUCUCGGCGCGCGCGCAGGACACACAGACUUCUUCCUUAUUGUUUUAACAUUCAUUUUCCGGUUUGACGAGACAACAGAGUCGGAGGACCUUUUCAGUAGCUCUGAGGACUGUGCAAUCGAGACCGGACUGAGAGACUCGGACCUUCUGCGCCGGAGCGGAUAGAGGUCCGUCUGCGUGAAGCCUUUAUUCAGGCCCGCUGCGCGAGACCCACUGGGCCAGCUCUAGCGCUCACUUUCAUAUACAUUAAACCACUCAAGAGUGAGAGAGAGGGACGGAGCCCUCCCGGGCAAACAUAAUCCCUUUCUCUGAAACAAUGAGCCAGGAUUAAAACUAAAUUGCUUUGAACUGCUGUCAUGGCAAUGACUGCAAAACUUAAAGAAAUAGUCAGUCGGAAUAAGAGGAGGUACCAGGAUGAUGGAUUCGAUUUGGACCUGACAUACAUCUACCCAAACAUCAUUGCCAUGGGUUUUCCUGCUGAACGGUUGGAGGGGGUUUACAGAAACAACAUUGAUGAUGUGGUGCGGUAAGUCCAGCUGCAGAAAGAAACCCAAGACAACUGAGGGACACUUUCAGUUUUUGGAUUCCAAACACAAGAACCAUUAUAAAAUCUACAACCUAUGUGCCGAGCGACACUACGAUGCAUCCAAAUUCAACUGCAGGGUGGCACAGUUUCCGUUUGAGGACCACAACCCACCUCAGCUUGAGUUAAUAAAGCCCUUCUGUGAGGAUCUCGACCAGUGGUUGUCUGAGGACGAGAAUCAUGUGGCCGCCAUCCACUGUAAAGCUGGCAAAGGUCGCACAGGGGUCAUGAUCUGUGUCUACCUUUUGCACCGCAAGAAAUUCUUUGAGGCACAAGAGGCACUGGACUUUUAUGGGGAAGUUAGGACCAGGGAUAAAAAGGGGGUAACCAUUCCCAGCCAGCGUAGGUAUGUGUAUUACUACAGCUACUUGCUGAAGAACAAGCUGGACUAUAAACCAGUUGCUCUACUCUUCCACAAGAUGGUUUUCCAGACUCUGCCCAUGUUCAGUUUGAGCAAUUGCAGGGACAGUACUGUUAAAAACAGGAAUGAGGUGAAUCCCCAGGGCUUCAAGAAAGGCAGCUGGCACUGGGACCCUCAGUUUGUUGUGUAUCAGUUGAAGGUAAAAAUCCACACGUCAAACCCGGCCCACACACGGAGGGAAGAAAAGAACAUGAUCUUUGAAUUCCCUCAGCCUUUUCCUGUAUGUGGUGACAUAAAAGUGGAAUUCUUCCACAAACAGAGCAAGAUGAUGAAGAAGGAUAAAAUGUUCCAUUUCUGGGUAAACACAUUCUUCAUUCGGGAUCCAGAGGAAGCUGGGGAGAAAUUGGAGAAUGGGUCAGUGGUCAACAAUGUGGAUAGCCUCUCCUCCCUGGUGGAGAUGGAGAGAGAGGAGCAAGGAGUCGAAGGAGGAAUUGAAAGAGAAAGAGAUGCUGAAAGGGGAGGGGAGCGAGCAGGGACAGUAGACGGAGAUAAAGACUACUUGAUUCUGACCUUAACGAAGAAGGACCUGGAUAAGGCCAAUAAGGACAAAGCUAACCGUUAUUUCUCACCCAACUUCAAGGUAAAGUUGUACUUUACAAAGACUGUAGAGGAGCCCUCAAACUCAGAAGCGAGAAUUUCAACUCUCACUCCAGAUGUGAGCGACAAUGAACCAGAUCACUACCGGUAUUCUGACACCACUGAUUCCGAUCCUGAGAAUGAACCUUUUGAUGAAGAAGAGCACGCAGAGAUCACGAAAGUGUGAAAGCACUUUUGGCAUCUGCACAAACACACACAAUCACACACACAAACAUACAUGCUGGGAAAAAAACAGACAAACCAACCAACACCAGUGAAAUAAAAAAGGAGAAAUCUUGAAAAUAAAUUGAAGAGGAAAAAGACCCUUCCUCCCCCACCCCCUCCGCCCUCCAACAGCUCAAAGACAGUUUUUCACAUCACACACCAUUGAUUACAGAUGACAAAAAGUGUCCUGACCAAUAUAUUGUUUUACUUCAUUUUUAUUAUGAUUAAUUUCUUGUGUGGAUCAUGACACUGUUGCCUGAGGUGGGAGGGAGGGUCUUGUAGCUAUUCUGUGUAUAUAAAAUCCCUUUUAUGUGUUAAAGACAAUAAAUCUAGGCAAUCAGGUGAGGGGAGGAGAGGUAUAGCAGACCACACAUAUCUCCUUCUCCCUGUCUUCACCCAGGCCAGUGCUGCAAUCACACUCUCCCCCUCUUCCUCGCUCUUCCCCUCCAUACUGUGAAUGCUUGUUGUGCAGGCACUAAGAUCUUUGACCCGCUGCCUGCGCAGUGUGUGCUGGGAUAUGUAGUCCUUCAGGCUGUCGUACAAAGGCUCUACAGUGUGCCAGCAUUCCUUGUCCUAGCCUCACAACCCUGCCCCUCCUCCCCUCACUCCACCCCACCCACUGUGUGUAAUGAUAAAUGAUGCAGAAAAACACGACAUCCCAUGUAAUUGUCGAGGUUUACCUUUUUUUUUUUAAAUCCUAAGAUAAUACAAAUGUAAUACACGAAAGCGCAGGGAACCAGUGUUUGCUUUAAUGUUAACUCUCAACAUUUAAAGGACGAAUUGGUAUGCAUGUCAUUGGAGUCAGUGUCCAUGUUUAAUAAAUGCUAUAUGAUGUGUUUUUAUUAAAACAAAAGUGUCCGAACUCUCUUAAAUAGUUGUGUGAGAUCAAUUCACAAACACGGUCAUUCGGUUUCAAGAUCUCAAGCUGUAAUUGUGGUAAUGCAUUUUUUUUUUCUCAGGUUUCUUGUCCUUAUGCUUUGUGGGGAUGUCCAGGUCCACAUUUUUUAAUGUUUCACCAAUACAACCAGAAAACCAGUAAAAACAGUUUCACCAGACUAAAGGUUCUCUAAAGGUUUUUAUACAAUUUGAAAUGGGGUCCUUUAUAGAUUUUUCAGGUUGAUUAACAUCAUUUUAGAUUGACAUAAAUGAUGCAAAGCCCCAUUUUUGUUUUGAACCAGAUGUUGCUUCAUACAGCUAUGUAGGGCUUCUUGAAUUAAAUAGUGAAAAAUGAUUUAUGAUAAUAAACAAAAUCUUGAUAGUUAUUGUUGUCCAGGUGUAAUGCUGUCUCUGCAACUGUAACUUUCACCAGUCAUGAGAUUAGAGCGUAAACAUGGAGGCAAAUAUUACUCUCAUAACAAAGAGAAGAGGACAUAUAUACAGUGGCAAUAAAAAGUAUCUGAGGUAAUGUAUGUGUGGAAUUAGCUAGUUUUCUGCAUUAAUUGGUCAUAAAAUGUUAUCUCAUUUUCGUGAAAGUCUCAAAUGUGCUUAAGCUAACUAUUCUAAUCUUUUAUGUCUUUACUGAACACAUCCCAUUAAACAUUUACAGUGCUGUGGAAAAAGAAAGCAAAUCCUUAGAUUUAAUAACUAGUCUAUCCUCAUUUGGAAGCAAUAACCUCAACCAAGCGUUUCCGUAAGCUGCGGAUUAGACCUGCACAAAGUACAGAAGGAAUUUUGGACCAUUCUUACUUAACUUCUUUAGCUCAGCCAUAUUCUUAGGAUGUCUGGUGUGAACGGAUAUUUUGAGAUCAUUCCACAGCCUCUCUGUUUGGGUUUAGGUCUGGGCUCUGACUGGCCACUCCAAAAGUUGGAUUUUUUUUAUUGAAACAAUUCUGUAGUGGAUUUAGUUCAAUGUUUAGGGUCAUUGUCCUGCUGCAUCCCUCUACUUCUAUGAAGCUUCAUCUUGCACACAGACACCCUGACAUUAUCCUGUAGGAUAUCUUUAUAAACUUGGGAAUUCAUUUGAAGGCUAAAUGUCCAGGCCCGAAGCAGUAAAGCAUCCCCAAAUCAUGCUCCAUCCACUGUACUUCACCAUCAGGAUGAUGUUUUCAUGUUGGUAUGUGGUGCCCGUUUUGUGCUGCCAUUGGGUAAAAGGCCACCAUGGGUAUUUUAGUGAUACUGCGUAAAUAUAGGGACAAUAGAUAUAGGGCAACAUUUGUUAACUUAUUAUGAUACUUAUUUAAAAUUACCAAUUCAGAAAAUGGUUAACCAUUUGGUUAACCAUUUUCUGUUAAUUUCAAUCAUUUUGCCAUUUCAUAACAUAGGUAUUUAUAAAAAAAAUAUGUGUCCUCCAUUGUAAUUGAAUCAGUCAAUGUGUGCCCUCAUUACAAAUUUUCCAUAACAAAUGUAUUCACCACUCUUAUGAAAAAAUAGAAUACGCCAUAUGUAGUGCUGCGUGUUCUUCCCAAACAAUUCAACCAUAAUUUCAUCAGUCCACAAAACAUUUUCCCAGCAGCAUUAGGAGUGUCAAGGAGGUCUUUGGGAAAUUUCAGGUGCACAGCAAAGUUUUUGUUGGAAAACAGCGUAUUCCUUCUUGGUGUGCUGCCAUGGACACCAUGCCUAUUUAAUGCUUUUCAUAUAGUAGACUCAUGAACAGAGAUGUUAACCAGUUCCAAUGAUUCCUUUGAGUCUUUAGCUGUCACUCUAUAUUCUUUCUUUACCUUAUCGAGCAUUCUGCUGUGUGCCCUUUGAGUCAUCUUGGCUGGACGGUCACUUCUAGGAAGAGUAGCCACAGUACAAAAUGUGUAUAAAUGUGGACAGAUGAAUAACAGAGCUCUUUGAGAUAACUUUGUAACUCUUUCAAGUUUAUGCAAAGCAACAAUUAUUGAUUGUAGCUCUUCUGAGAUCUCUUUUUUGCAAGAUAUGGUCCAUGUCAUCAGAUACAUUCUUGAGUGCUUUUUAUAAGUCAAAAUAGCUCUAACCCACACCUCCAAUCUUGUUUUAUUAAUUGAAUGUCAAGUUUGCAAACUGCUGACUCUAAUUAGCUUUUGUUGACGUCAUUAGGCUAGAUGUUCACAUAUGUUUUCCAACCUACACUGCAAAUGUUUGAAUGGUGUAUUCAGUAUGCAAGAACAAUACAAUAAUUUGUGUUAUUAGUUCAAACUGAUUGUAUUUGUUCAUUAUUGUAACUUAGAUGAAAAUCAAACUAGAUUUUAAGACAAAUUUAUAAAUAAAUUCUGGUAAUU
Messenger RNA from Xyrauchen texanus (razorback sucker), 5506 nucleotides. Its product is annotated as phosphatidylinositol 3,4,5-trisphosphate 3-phosphatase and dual-specificity protein phosphatase PTEN-like. Lineage: Eukaryota; Metazoa; Chordata; Actinopteri; Cypriniformes; Catostomidae. Gene Ontology annotation, molecular function: inositol-1,3,4,5-tetrakisphosphate 3-phosphatase activity; protein tyrosine phosphatase activity; phosphatidylinositol-3,4-bisphosphate 3-phosphatase activity. The transcript is spliced from 10 exons. The record is from RefSeq and is a predicted model, not a curated record. Gene Ontology annotation, biological process: cell motility; protein dephosphorylation; regulation of phosphatidylinositol 3-kinase/protein kinase B signal transduction. Gene Ontology annotation, cellular component: nucleus; plasma membrane; cell projection. The coding region runs from base 1033 to 2286 and encodes 417 amino acids.